Vigna unguiculata (cowpea) is the source of this 339-nucleotide messenger RNA. Its product is annotated as non-specific lipid-transfer protein 3 pseudogene. The record is from RefSeq and is a predicted model, not a curated record. NCBI's taxonomy places the organism in Eukaryota, Viridiplantae, Streptophyta, Magnoliopsida, Fabales, Fabaceae.
AUGGUAUCCAUGGUGAUUCUCCUAAUUACUGGAUGUGAAGCUCAGGGUUCCAUAAAUUGCCCCGAAGUUUUUGAUGAUGUUGCACCUUGUGUUAGCUUCCUCAAAUCAAACACAAAGCACCCCUCUGAGGACUGUUGCCAAGGUAUCAAGACACUGAAUGGUGAGGCUGGUAGCCAAGAAAAUAGAGAAGCUAUAUGUCUGUGCCUCAAGCAAGGAUUGGCAUCGGUUGGAGAUUAUGAUCCCAAACGUAUACCUCUAGUUCCCACAGAGUGUGGACUCUCUGUUGACCUUCCUCCUAUUGACGACAAAACCGAUUGCAAAAAUGUACACUGGAUAUGA